Panonychus citri (citrus red mite) is the source of this 2149-nucleotide messenger RNA. Its product is annotated as elongation of very long chain fatty acids protein 4-like. Gene Ontology annotation, molecular function: fatty acid elongase activity. Gene Ontology annotation, biological process: fatty acid elongation, saturated fatty acid; fatty acid elongation, monounsaturated fatty acid; sphingolipid biosynthetic process. NCBI's taxonomy places the organism in Eukaryota, Metazoa, Arthropoda, Arachnida, Trombidiformes, Tetranychidae. The record is from RefSeq and is a predicted model, not a curated record. The transcript has 5 exons. Gene Ontology annotation, cellular component: endoplasmic reticulum membrane. Bases 517 to 1443 code for a protein of 308 amino acids.
UCUAAAUUGUUUGUUUUUUUUUCUCUGGGAUUUUUUCCCCAAUUUAAUUUAUUCCUCAUGUUUUAAUUAGAACAAUUAACUGAUUGUCAUCUCGGUUAUUGCUUAAUUCUUGUCAAUCCAAAUGUCUUCUUCCAUUAGAUAAAAGGUUAAAAUGGAAUCUCCAAUCUCAAAGUGCUUCCCUUAAUCUUGGCGAAUCUUUUUCGAAGCCAUUUUUGUUUAAUCAUUACGGAAACAUUUUAAUUCUAAUCAACUUUUAAUUACACGUUAAUCAAAUUUAAGAAUUGGAAAAGAUCAGUAUGGUGGAUUAUCAUUGUUUCUCUUUAUUGUUGAAACAAGAAAAAUGAACAAUACACUUGAUUACCUUAACCUUUUGUCUCCUGCUGACAUUUCAGUCAAUGUGUUGACCAUCAAUUGGCUGAUGGAGUAGAGAGACUUAAUUUUUUAAUUGUUUGGACUGUAAAUUCAAUUCAAUUGACAACAUCAUUCCCAUUCUCUAGUCUCAAUAACCGUUCCAUCAUGACUUUCUUAGAAUAUUCCAAAUUCAGUGAUUUAAUUCUUAUUCCUUUCCAAAAAGUGGUUAGUCUUUACAAUUGGAUCCACUCUUAUGGAGAUCCACGAGUUAACCACUGGCUCCUAAUGAGUUCACCUUUUCCCACCCUGUUAAUUGUUACAAUUUACCUUUUAACCGUUUGGUAUGGGCCACACUUUAUGGUUACCCGAAAGCCUUUCAAGUUAAGAGGCUUCAUGAUUAUCUAUAAUUUUUCAAUCGCUUGGCUUAAUGGUUGGAUCUGUUAUGAGGUAAUUAUGGUUAAUUUAAAUUACAAUUUCAUCUGUCAACUGGUUGAUACUUCGGAUGAUCCAUACGAGAAACGGAUUGCCGGUGCUAUAUGGUGGUAUUAUUUUUCCAAAUGUCUCGAAUUCACUGAUACCCUACUAUUCAUAGUUCGUAAAAAACCCGCCCAAUUGACCUUCCUUCACAUUUACCAUCAUUCAACUAUGUUCGCCUUCUGGUGGGUCGGUGCUAAAUUCGUCCCCGGUGGGUCAGCAUUAACUGGAGCAAUGGUCAACUGUUUUGUCCAUGUUAUCAUGUAUUCCUAUUAUGGUUUAACCGCUUGUGGUCCAACCAUUCAGAAAUAUCUAUGGUGGAAAAAGUAUCUCACAAUUUUACAAUUAAUUCAGUUCACCGCUGGUGUUGUAUUGGGCUUACAUGCGAUUAUCACUAAUUGUCAAUUUACUCGGUGGAUGCAAUACUUUUUUGUUUGCUAUGCUUUUUCAUUCAUCAUAUUGUUCAGCAACUUUUACAAUGGUGCCUAUGUCGCUGAUUCCGCCGUCUUUAAGCCUUUAGUCUCACAACCACCGGCGGCGAGAUCCAAGAUGACCCCUCGAACUCAACAGAUCACAACGGGGAAAAAAACACCGACUAAACUACGGAAACGCAUUUGAACCUUUUCCCAUAUUAAUUGAUAUUCCAACUCAAUCAUUGACUAUCAUCAUCAUGAUUAAUAGAUUAUCAUCUCUUUUUUAUGAUUAAUCAACUUUCAGAUUGAUUUCGUGAUUUAAACUAAUCAACUAAUCAUGAUUGUGAAUAUUAUUAUUAUUGAUAAUCUUAUAUUCAACCUUUAAGAUUUAAAUAUUUCAACUCGUAUCAUUAAGUUCAUUGGUAACAAUCAAUUUUAAUUGUAUUCAUUGUAAACAAGUAAUCUAGUCAUUCCGAUUUAAUUUAAUUGAUUUUUGAUUAAUUUUGUCUCUCUUUGAAUGAUCAAUAAAUUGUUUCACUUUUUCAAUUGUUUCAAAGACUCAAGUUAAUUAGCCAAUGUGAUGUCCAUUUGCCUAAUAAUUACAAUUGUUAUUGUUAAUUGUAACUAUUUUAAUUGCUAGUGAUCAAUGUUUUCAUUAACAGAUUAGAAAUCAAAAAUUUAAGUUGAUUGAAAAUAAUUAAAAAAAAAAACAAGCAAAAGUUGAUUGGGGUUUAAAUUAUGAUGUUUAUUUGAUUGAUUGUUUUGACAGAAAAAGUCAACAAUUAAAAAAAUGUUUACAAUUAAUUGUAACAAUUAUGAUUAAUAUUUACAAUAAAUUAUCGCGAUUUUCACCUUUAAUUAACUAAUCAAUUAAGCAAUUGAUUAAUCUAAAGGAUAUAUAAUAAUUUUUU